Psylliodes chrysocephalus is the source of this 4981-nucleotide messenger RNA. The record is from the annotation of a GenBank genome assembly. NCBI's taxonomy places the organism in Eukaryota, Metazoa, Arthropoda, Insecta, Coleoptera, Chrysomelidae.
AAAAACAAACCAUCUAGCCGUUUUAAAUUUGUGUGUGUUGUAAUUUUUAAUUUUUAAAGCUCAUUUAUGUAUAUAACUUUAAGAAACUCCCUCAGUUUAUUACCAAAUAUGUUUAUUUUAAACGAACGAAACUGGUCAUGAUAUAUAAACCUUCAAACUCAAAGGAAAGAUGGAAAAAUCGUUUGCACAAGUUCGUAAAGAACUGGACGAUUUAGGCUACACGGAAACUUUAAAACCAGAAUGUUUACCUUUGGUAAGAAGGCUUCUGGGCGAUUUAAAAAUCACCACAGAAAGCCUCCGAAAAUACAUGAAAAUAUCACAGCAAGCUUUAGAGGAACGUGACAAUUUAAAAUUUGGUGCUGAACCUUACAAGUGUGAUAACGCCAAACUUAUAAAGGAGUGUAACGAAUUACAUCUGGCUUUUAUAAAGUUUAAAGAACAACAUGAAAAAGUGCAAAGAGAUUUAAGAGGUAAGGUAGUGUCUUUAGAGAGCCAGUUGACAGAUUGUGGCAUUGAAAAGCAAAAGCUUAAGUUGAAAGUUCAAGAAUUAGAGCAAGAUUUAAAAGGACCAGCUAAAAGAGUACCACAAUUAAGGCCUAAAAGUCAAAUUACUAUUUCUAAAGCAAAAACUGAUAUAAAUAAAAAAGCUCAAGCUAUUAUGGCCACUAGUGAUUCAAAAAUGACAAAACUUAGUGAAGAUAUUAGACAUUUAAAAGAUGAGCAAAUACAACUUUUAAAGAAUAACGAUUUUUUGAUGUUACAGUUGGAAAAUAGGGACCAAGAGAUUAAAAGACUGGCUAGUUUACUGGAAGGUGGACGACCAACCAAGGCUGUAGUUAAUGAUUGUUGUUACAAAAAUAUAGAUAAUAAAUUUGGAACAUUGCAGGAUGAAAUUACUAGUUUAAAAAGAGAAAAAACCGCACUCCAAAACCAGUUAACAGAAUCUUUAUCUAAACAGCAUGAGGCCAUGAGAAGAGCUUUAAGUCUGGCAGAACGAAACAAAAAUUUGGAGGAAGAAUUGAAAGAUAUUGACAAAAUCGCCUUGUCAGUGGAAGCCGAAUGUAACACCACUGUUAAAUCUAACUUUGAAAAAGUUACAAGACUACAGGAUAAAGUCAACGAAUCCCAAAUACAAAUACAAAAUUUAGAAAUGAGCAUUUAUAAGUUAAACAUUGAAAAAACCGAACUUUUAACUGAGCUUGAUAGCGUUAAAUUAGAAAAGAAAAAAUUGCAAGCGAUAUUAGAUUCGGAAUCUGACGAAAAAAAGAGAUUGACUGAUCGUUUAAAUAAUUUUACAAUAAUAGAACAAGAUUUAAAUUUAGAAAUCGAUAGGUUACUGCGACUUUCUAGCGACCAGAAACGUAGAAUUUCAGAAUUAGAAUCUGAUUUGACAGCUGAAAAAAGACUAUUUCAAGAGACUGAAAACACUUUGAGAAAACAUCGACCCAGCUCGGACACUGCCGCCAAAACGAAAUCUAGCAGUAACAUUAAGCACAAAUCGAGUUGCAGAAAGGGUUUAAGCGCCAGAGAUGAUCCAGAAAGUAAGAUAAAAACUAAGAGAGAACAUUCUCCUCCUUCUAAGGAAAGAUCGGGUGGCAAAGGAAUAUCUUAUGAUCUGAAAAUGAAGUCGAAAUGUUGUUGCGAAGCUGGAGGGUGCAUUAAAUGGAUGAAAGAGCUUUUGGACAAAGAAAUCGAACUUAGACAAGAACAAGCUACCCAACAAAUAGACGCACUUCGUAACGAGAAGGAAUUUUAUAUGAAGGAGUAUCACAAAUUGUUAGAACGACCCAAAUCUACGCCAUCGUCAUCUGAUAAGUCAUCGAAGCAACGCGAUGAUUUGCUGAAUAGAAUCAAAGAAAAAGACCAAAUUAUCGCUACUCUUCAAGACGAUUUGAAGAAUCUUACCAAUGAAAAGUAUGCGCUGACUUCGAGAUUGGAGGCUCAAAGUAGGGAAAUGUCAACUACGGAUUUCGAUGAUAUUUGCACGAAAACGACAUGUAAAAGAAGAAAUAGAGAGUUGGAUGUGCAUAGGGAGGAGGUUAAGCAUUUAGAAAGGGAAAACAACAGUUUGAAAAGCAAAAUUCAGUCCUUGAGCGAAACGUCUCUCUUCAACGAAGAAAGAAUGAAAAAAGCUUUCCAAGAGAUGGAAGAACAUAUAACCAGACUGGAAAACGAAAGAAGAGACCUGGUUAUAUCCCAAGGCACCAACAGAUCGAAUGUAUCCCAUUUGGAAGACGAAUGUAGAAUUCUAAGAGAAAAGCUACAAAUAGCCCAAAAGGAAGCCAACACUCAGAAGGCCAACUACGAACAAUUGAAGAUAUUACACGAUCAGAUAAACAGAGCUUUGAGCGAUUGCCAAACUCAAUUGUUGAGAGCCGAAAGUGAGACUCAAAGUUUACAAUCUAAAAUCGGGAACACUCACAGGGAGGCAAGCGGUUACGAGAGAGAAGUUGCCAGGCUGCAGGGCGAUGUCGACGUAAUGAAGACCCAGUUGACCAAGAUUGAUAAGGAGAAGGAUGAACUUUUGAAUAUCGUCGACGAUAAGACCGAGAAAAUUGACAAAUUGGAAAACGAAUUGAGAGAUAAAAAGAAUAAAAUCGGCGCGUUGGAGAAGGAAAUUAAAGAUCUUUGCCGAAAAAUAAGAACAAUCUCGGAAGAAAAUUGUUCAAACGAUUCACAGUUAAGAGCAAUCAAACAAGAAAUCAAUCUACUCCAACAAGAUUUAGACAACGAGCGACGUUGCAAAGAAAUCGCCGUUCAAGAAAACAGGCGACUUCAAGACGAUAUGACGAGCCUAAGCUUAGACUGUAAGGACGCCCGAAAGGAAUUGGAAAUAUCUAAAAGACAAGUUGAAGAUCUCAAAAGACAACUCCAGCAUUAUGUAGCCGAGGUUAAGAGAACCGAGGAUCUCAUAUCUCAAAAAGAACUGGAAAGAACAGAAAUUUUGGACCAAUUCAGGAACCUCAGUCAAGAAAACAACGUCUUGGAAACCACCAAUCACACUCUGGAAAGCGAAGCGACGCAAACUAGGGUGCAACUGUCUGUAGCUUUGGAUCACACUUCUGAUUUGGAACGAAAAAUUGAUAACCUGGAAGCCAUAAUAAGGAGCUACGAAAAACAAAUCUCGGAACUGACCUGCCAAGUAGCCAGCAUGGAAAUGCAAAUGAAACAAGGUACUUCGUCGAAAGAAAGGAUUUCCGAGGAGAUCAAACAUCUGAAAGAUUUGUGCGUAAAACUCGAUAACGAAAAGGACGAAAUGAAAAGGGAAAUUAGAAAUAAAGAGGACCAAAAAAUGGCGCUGGAAAGAAAAAUGGAUUUGUUUACUAGAGAAAAUUCCGAAUUAAAGAGAGCGUUGGACAAGGACAAAGACAGCCAAGAUGGCUUGGAAAGGCUGCUGAACGAGGCUAGACAGGAUCUAGUCGAACAGAGAUUGUUAAACGAAGAUUUACAAAACGAAAUAAGCACGCUGAGAGGCAAAGUUGACGAGCUACAAGAAAGAUUUUCCCAAACGUCCUUCUUCAACGAUGAUUUGGAAUUGACAAGCACGGCUUGCAGAGAGAAAUGUGGAUUAGACGCGAUACACGAAGAACUAAUUAAAACACGAAUAGAAAGAGAAGAAGCAGUAAAAGAAUUAAGCACAAAGGAAAAUGUAGAAGAGAAAGUAGAAAAUGAAAAAGAGUAUUGUGAUGAUUUCGAAUUGAACGAACAGAAUAGCGAAGAAGAGAAAAUAGACGAUGAAAAAGAUUGUUGUUGCGAUAAUUUUGAAUUAACUGAAAAAUUAAAUGAAGAGAAGGAAAAAGACUGUUAUUGCGAUGACUUUGAAGACGACGAUUCAGAUAAAGAAAAAUACAGUGACGAUUUCGAAAUCGAUAGCCUAAAACACGAAAAUUCUCAUCAAAAUUAUGCCGAAUCAGAAAAAGAUAAAAUCGAAAACACGGACAUGAUCGUGAAUUACUGCACGUCACAAAUAACUGACGAUUCAAGUAGACGAACGUAUUCGGCUACAUCCAUAAAAUCCCAAAAUUCCGAAUCGCAGCCGAAAGAAGAACACUUGAUUAAAGACGUUAAAAAACGCUGCGACCAAAAGGUACAAAAUCUAUCUUUAAAAGAAUCUAAAGCUCUAAAAAACAAUCCCAAAUCGCGACAAAAGUCUUCGGAAUCGAAGAAAGAUCGAACAAAAGAUUCAAAAUCGAAAGUUUCUUUAGAUUCGGGUAGAGUUCCAGAAAAACCAAUGGUCAAAAACAUUUCCAAAGGUCCCGUAAAAUCGUUUGGCGUUUCUAAUUAUCCUGCGAAAAGCAAGGACGACGAGCAAGAUUCCGAAUAUCCCAAAAAAGACGACAUUAAAAAUAAAAAAGAAUUAAAUAAUGUUAAAAAAAAAUUACCAACUGGCAACAAUAAAACAGUGUCAGCUACCAGAAUACCUCUCAGUAAAAAUAAAUUUCCUCUUCGUACCUCGAUGACAAAAUCCGGCACGAACAUACACGAUCAUCAAGAAAAAGCGGAAAAGCCUGAAGAGGAAGAAUUCGACUUGAAACAAAUCAAAAACAAAUUGCCACCGAUUCCGUUGAAGAAAAAUUUUGCUGUAAAAUCAAAGUUUACUGUCAAUAAUAAUAAUAAAUCUAAGACUUCGGUGCAAUCAGAAAAAAUUGUAAAAGCCAACUCAAAAAUUGAGAAGAAGGAAACUAAGCCUCCUGAACGAAAAAUACUUCCAAAGCCGCUGAAAAAAAUUAACAGAGAUUCCGAUAAAUCUGUUAGUUUAUGCAACAUUUCCUUGGGUCCCAUUUCUGUUACAUCAGUAAAUGCUGAACAUCCUGAAUUCAGACCUGAAGUUUUAGAUCAACCGGAAACUAAUGUGGACCAUCUGGAACUCAAAAUUGAUCUUCCCACAGAAACUGUUCCAGAAAUAAUAAAGGAAAAGCCAAAAUUCUUUACGUUUGCCGCAGAAGGUAAUACUAUUGUACCCAUCAAGAAAAAGAUUAAA